UACGUGUGUUUUUUAAGUGUUUUGUUGGUGAAAUAUAUAUCAAUUAGUGUUUCAUUAUUUUCUGCAGUGAUGGGAAUAGGAGGCUGGUGUUAUUUUGCAAAUAUAGUGAAGUUUUUUUGUGUUUUGAUAUUCAAUUUUAGUUUAUUUGUUUAAUCUAGUGUGCCUUGUGCUUUAUUAUUGUAUUCUUUUUUUGUCUUUUUUUAAUUGCGAUGGAUACUGAUGAUGUUAUUUGCGUUGAAUGUAAAAAAAGGGAGACUGAUUCGAACAAACUGGUAACCUGCUUGUACUGCUUUAAAAGCGCUCAUUACAAAUGCCGCAAUAUCAUUGGCAAUGCCGUUCGUCGCGUAAAAGAGAAUAUGUACUUUUGCACACCCAACUGUUCGGACAUUUAUAAAAAGAUUAUUGAAAUGAAAACUAACAAAAGUGAUAUUGUAGCCGCUCUCGGGUCAGAGCUGAAAAUAACAGUCGCGAGUGCUGUGGCCUGUGAAAUGCAGAACCUGAGGGCAGAAUUUAAGUCGAUUACCUCUGCUAUUGAAAACUCGCAAGAUUUCCUAUCUACGAAAUUUGAUUCAAUUGUCUCAGACUUUCGAGAUCUAAAAUCUGAAAACGAGGCCCUAAAACAAGAGAUAAGUUCCUUAAGAAAAAAACAAUCUUGCCUUUAUGAAAAUGUAAACAAACUUGAGAUGAACUUAGACAAAACUGUUCGGGAUAACGUCUCAAACAACGCCAUUUUUCUGGGAGUCCCCUUCCUCUGUAAUGAAAAUACCGUUGAAUUAGUUAUGAAAAUUGCUCAUUGCAUUGGUGCUAAUCUAGACCGUUCCUCAGUGGUGUCUGCCGAAAGGUUGUCACCAGGUAAAAAAGCAACAAAUAGUUUGGUUCCCAUAAAAGUGGUUUUCACAGAUAGGACCGUGAAGGAGAUUUUGUUCACCAAAAAAAAGGAGUUUGGUAGACUGAUCUCUACUUCGAUCGACGAUUCCCUGGUCAUCAAUGGCAAACCUACAAAUGUUGCGAUUCGCGAUGAGUUAACCCCACUUUGCUUAGAACUAUUGAACGAAAUGCGCGAGCGUCAGGAAUUUCUCAACAUUAAAUAUGUCUGGUCCGGUCGAGGAGUUGUUCUUGUUAAGAAAAAUGAAAAAGCAAAACCUGAAAUAAUUAGAAACCGGAAUGAUCUAAACCGCAUAACUAGCCUAUACUCAAAUGGUUCUUCUGACGCUGCAGACUCGCUACCUGCGAAUAUUUCUCCAUCACCCAAAAGAAAACGAACAAACAAUAUCCCGAGGGAAUAGUGCUUCUUGCUUUUAAAACAUUUUGCUCUUUUACAUAUAAUUUACAUUUCAUUUCAAUGGCUUAUAUAGAAAAUUUCUUUCACGAUGAUAUAGACAGUUAUAAUGCGAGUGUUUCAAUGACUAAUAGUAAAUCGCUGAAUAUUUUGCAAUGGAAUAUAAGGGGUAUGAAUGAGCUUUGUAAA
Topomyia yanbarensis is the source of this 1468-nucleotide messenger RNA. RefSeq lists its product as uncharacterized. The record is from RefSeq and is a predicted model, not a curated record. The transcript has 2 exons. The coding region runs from base 210 to 1286 and encodes 358 amino acids. Lineage: Eukaryota; Metazoa; Arthropoda; Insecta; Diptera; Culicidae.